CUAAUCAUAUAGCCCUUGUGAUUAAAGUCAGUAAAACAGUGAUCUUUUUAAUAAUGUCUUGAAACUAACGAAGAGGAGACAUAAAUUCGAAAUUCCGGUAGAGUGAAUUGGCAAAGGUUAUCAAAAAUUCAGACAGUUUCCACAGAGAGAAUUGGUAAGGGGUCGCGAUGGGUCCGCAGCCCGAACAGCCGCAGAUGCACUUCAGUCCCAAGGUGGACUACAUCCUCAUCCUGGACAAGCUGCGUGAUGAGUUCAACAAGAAGUUCGCCACGAACACACCAUCGCCCUCGACGGGCCUGGAUGACUACGACAUAAAGGCAACAUUGGGAUCUGGGUCUUUUGGGAAAGUGCAAUUGGUGCGGGAAAGGGAAACGGGUGCCUACUACGCCUCCAAGCAGCUCAGCAAGGAUCAGAUAGUGAAGACCAAGCAGGUGGCUCAUGUAAUGAGCGAAAAGAAUGUCCUGCGCUCAAUGAUGUUCCCCAACACGGUUAAUCUUGUGGCUUCCUACAAGGACAACGACAGCCUGUACCUCGUCUUACCGCUUAUUGGUGGAGGCGAGCUUUUUACUUACCAUCGAAAGGUUCGUAAGUUUACUGAAAAGCAGGCUCGUUUCUAUGCUGCCCAAGUAUUUUUGGCCCUGGAAUACCUUCACCAUUGUAGUCUACUAUAUCGCGAUCUGAAGCCUGAAAACAUAAUGAUGGACAAAAAUGGAUACCUGAAAGUCACCGAUUUUGGUUUUGCAAAGAAAGUGGAAACUAGAACCAUGACGCUUUGUGGUACCCCGGAGUACUUGCCGCCGGAGAUCAUUCAAUCGAAACCCUAUGGAACCAGCGUCGACUGGUGGGCAUUUGGAGUCCUGGUCUUUGAGUUUGUGGCAGGACACUCGCCGUUCUCUGCCCAUAACCGGGAUGUGAUGAGCAUGUACAAUAAAAUAUGUGAAGGAGACUACAAAAUGCCCAGCUACUUCAGUGGGGCCCUGCGGCACUUGGUGGAUCAUUUGCUGCAAGUGGAUCUCUCAAAGCGCUAUGGAAACCUCAUUAAUGGGAAUCGGGAUAUCAAGGAGCAUGAGUGGUUCAAGGAAGUGGAGUGGAUACCGCUGCUCAACCAAACGGUGAAUGCUCCCUAUGUGCCAAAUAUCAGCAAUCCCGAGGACAUAUCCAAUUUUGACAAGGUCUCUGACAAACCCCGGCCCAAAGCCAAAACAAUGCGACACGAAGAAGCCUUUCAAGACUUUUGAUUAUAGCUAACUCUGUGUCAGUGACAACCCAUUUGAUUUUGUAUAUUUUCGGCAUUGUAUAGAAAAAU
Messenger RNA from Drosophila bipectinata, 1306 nucleotides. RefSeq names its product cAMP-dependent protein kinase catalytic subunit 2. Lineage: Eukaryota; Metazoa; Arthropoda; Insecta; Diptera; Drosophilidae. The record is from RefSeq and is a predicted model, not a curated record. Gene Ontology annotation, biological process: protein phosphorylation. Gene Ontology annotation, molecular function: ATP binding; protein serine/threonine kinase activity. Gene Ontology annotation, cellular component: nucleus.